This is a messenger RNA of Apiotrichum porosum, 2049 nucleotides long. RefSeq names its product GTPase required for pre-60S ribosomal subunit nuclear export and maturation (gene NOG2). The coding region runs from base 1 to 2049 and encodes 682 amino acids. The transcript is spliced from 3 exons. The record is from RefSeq and is a predicted model, not a curated record. Gene Ontology annotation, molecular function: GTP binding. NCBI's taxonomy places the organism in Eukaryota, Fungi, Basidiomycota, Tremellomycetes, Trichosporonales, Trichosporonaceae. Gene Ontology annotation, cellular component: nucleolus.
AUGGGUAAAGGAAAGAACCACGACAAGUCCACCAAGAAGGCGGACCAUGGCAAGGUCAAGUCCUCCGCCCAGAAGGGCGAGUUCAACCUUAAGCGUGUGAAGGGCGAGAACUUCUACCGCGAUGCCAAGGCCGCUUCUCGUCUCAAGAUGCUCAACGGUGGAAAGGCGGUGCGCAACAAGGAUGGUGUCAUCGUUGAGGCUGCCGCUUUCCAGAGCAAGGAGGUCACCCCUGGUCGUGUGCAGCCCGACCGCCGCUGGUUCGGCAACACGCGUGUCAUUUCGCAGACCGCGCUCGACCACUUCCGUACCGCGCUCGCUGGCCACAAGGCCGACCCUUACUCAGUCCUGCUUAAGCGCAACAAGCUCCCCAUGGGCCUGAUUCAGGACGAGAGCGAGCAGGCCACCAAGCGUGUCCACAUUGUCGAGACUGAGCCUUUCGCCAACACUUUCGGCCCCAAGGCCCAGCGCAAGCGCCCCCGUCUCGACGUUGGCUCGCUUUCUGAGCUCGGCGAGUCGUCGGCUGCCACGGACGCCAAGAUUGAGGACACUGUCUCGGCCGACCAGGAGGCCGCCGCCGCCUUCCACCCUACCCGUUCGCUCGCCUCCGCGCCAGCCUACGCCAAGGGUACCUCGCGUCGUAUCUGGGCCGAGCUGUACAAGGUCCUCGACUCGUCGGACGUUGUCAUUCACGUCCUGGACGCCCGUGACCCUAUCGGCACCCGCUGCAAGCCCGUUGUCGAGUAUCUCCGCAGGGAGAAGGCCCACAAGCACCUCGUCUACGUCCUGAACAAGGUCGACCUUGUCCCCACUUGGGUUACAGCUCGUUGGGUCAAGCACCUUUCGCUCUCGGCUCCCACCAUUGCGUUCCACGCGUCGAUCAACAACUCGUUCGGCAAGGGUUCGCUCAUCCAGCUGCUCCGUCAGUUCUCGGUCCUCCACUCGGACAAGAAGCAGAUCUCUGUCGGCUUCAUCGGCUACCCCAACGUUGGAAAGUCGAGCAUCAUCAACACCAUCAAGAAGAAGAAGGUGUGCACUGUUGCUCCUAUCCCCGGAGAGACCAAGGUGUGGCAGUACAUUACCCUUAUGCGCCGCAUCUACCUCAUCGACUGCCCCGGUGUUGUUCCCAUUUCGGCCAAGGACACCGAGGCCGACACCGUUCUCAAGGGUGUCGUGCGUGUGGAGAACCUCGACACUCCCGCCGAGCACAUCCCCACCCUUCUUGCUCGCGUUCGCCAAGAGUACAUUGAGCGUACCUACGGCCUCGAGCACCGCGAGGGUGGCUGGCACGGCGAGGAGGGCGCUGCUAUCCUUCUUGGUACCAUUGCCAAGAAGGCCGGUAAGCUCCUCAAGGGUGGUGAGCCCGACCACGAGGCUGCUGCGAAGAUGGUCCUCAACGACUGGAUCCGUGGCAAGAUCCCCUUCUUCGUUCCCCCUCCUGCCCGUCCCACCGAGGAGGGCCCUGUUGCCAAGGAGGAGCCCGUCAACGAGGCUUCGGAGGCUACCACUGCUGUCCUCGAGGCCCAGGAGAUUGCCCUCGGCAACCUUCUGGGUGAGAAGAAGGUCAAGGGUGUUCCCCAGGCCAUCAAGAAGAUCGUUACCAUGACCAAGUACCUCGCCGACGACCGCACCAAGGAGGGCGAGUUUGACGAGGACGACAAGAUGGACGAGGGCAAGGGCUACGAGAAGGAUGACGAGGAGGACGAGGACAUGGAGGAGGAUGACGAGGAGGAGGAGGAGGAGAGUUCCGACGAGGAGGUCGACGAGUCCAACGCCGACCUUGCUUGGGAGGACGUCUUCCCGGCCGACAACGAUGCUCCUUCCGCCAAGAAGGCUCGUGUCGAGGUCGAGUCGGAGUCGGAGUCGGACGGUGCCAAGCCUGUCAAGGAGAAGCGUGUUACUACCAACAAGAAGAAGGCUACCAACUUCUUCACGUUUGCCAACGUCAAGAACCGCAACCGCGAACGCAAGGCGCCCAAGCCGGAGGAGGUUUUGGACCGCAAGCCCGGUUCCAAGGCGGGCAACAAGAUGCGUCGCUCGCUGAAGAAGUAG